Molecule: messenger RNA, 231 nt
Organism: Botrytis porri
Lineage: Eukaryota; Fungi; Ascomycota; Leotiomycetes; Helotiales; Sclerotiniaceae
Exons: 1
Coding region: 1-231 (76 amino acids)
Source: RefSeq, a predicted model, not a curated record
AUGACGGAUACGUACCAAAUGAGACAUCCUGCUGCGACCCUACGGACAAGGCCGAGCUUGGAGAAAAAAGAUGGUGUCGUCGUGACGCCUUCAGCAUCAAUGAGGUUGAUAUUGUGCAUAUAUUGCAACGCUGUUGGCGCUUAUUAUGCUGUGCUGACGGCUUACAUCCCUAUGCUACACAAAGUUGAAAACAAGCUUCUCGCGAAUGCACAGCUGUGUGGGGGUCAGUGA